UGCGCAUUCAUUUCCGCUCACUGUCCCCACGCUGUAGCGUUUAUCAAGCGACAUUCAGUGGGCACAAUAUUGUAAGGAAAUUAGCGAAUCCUUUAGCAAAAUGAGGCCUUUAACAGACGACGAGACAAAAACGAUGUUUGAGAAACUCUCCAAAUACAUUGGUGAGAACAUCAAACACCUGGUGGAUCGACCCGAUGGGACAUAUUGCUUCAGACUUCACAAUGACCGUGUAUAUUACAUCAGUGAGACAAUUCUGAAGUUGGCUACCAACAUCUCCCGUGAUAAGUUGGUGUCGGUGGGCACCUGCUUUGGGAAGUUCACCAAGACCAUUAAGUUCCGCCUGCACAUCACAGCAUUGGACUUUCUGGCACCAUAUGCCAAGUUCAAGGUGUGGGUUAAGCCUGGACAGGAGCAGUCCUUCCUCUAUGGGAACCAUGUGUUGAAGUCUGGUCUGGGGAGGAUCACAGAGAACACCAACCAAUACCAGGGUGUGGUGGUGUAUUCCAUGGCAGACGUACCGCUGGGUUUUGGAGUGGCAGCCAAGUCCACCCAGGAGUGCAGGAGAGUGGACCCCAUGUCCAUCGUUGUGUUCCACCAGGCAGACAUCGGAGAGUUCAUCAGGUCUGAGGACACGCUCACAUAAGGAGUCGUCAAACUGGACUAUCAAUUAUAUACAGUGGUACUUCCUCUCCUCGGGGACCACCCUACAAACUGGACUAUCAAUUAUAUACAGUGGUACUUCCUCUCCUCGGGGACCACCCUACAAACUGGACUAUCAAUUAUAUACAGUAGUACUUCCUCUCCUCGGGGACCACCCUAGAGGGUUGGGAGGUACAGCUCUGUGACACGUCUGAUGGUCCCUGAGAGGUUUGGGGAGACCCUGGUCUUCAGGAUAUGAUUGUGUAUUUCCCUCUAAUUUACCAAGGGGCCAGUGACUGUCUGGAGAGUUUCAUCAAGCUGUCAGCUACCCAACAUCCCUGUCACUAUGGCUGAGUGAUUUACAUUCAUCUACCCAACAUCCCUGUCACUAUGGCUGAGUGAUUUACAUUCAUCUACCCAACAUCCCUCACUAUGGCUGAGUGAUUUACAUUCAUCUACCCAACAUCCCUCACUAUGGCUGAGUGAUUUACAGUCAUCUACCCAACAUCCCUCACUAUGGCUGAGUGAUUUACAUUCAUCUACCCAACAUCCCUGUCACUAUGAAUGUAAAUCACUCAGCCAAUCUAAAUGUUUUGUAAAUUGAAUGUUUGGUUUUAUGUAGUAUUCAUAAAUAUGAUUAUGCAGUUAAAUCCAUCAGCAUAACAUUAAAACUGUUUUGGUAUACUCA
Oncorhynchus gorbuscha (pink salmon) is the source of this 1327-nucleotide messenger RNA. RefSeq names its product 60S ribosome subunit biogenesis protein NIP7 homolog. Gene Ontology annotation, molecular function: RNA binding. The record is from RefSeq and is a predicted model, not a curated record. Gene Ontology annotation, cellular component: nucleolus; nucleus; preribosome, large subunit precursor. Lineage: Eukaryota; Metazoa; Chordata; Actinopteri; Salmoniformes; Salmonidae. The coding region runs from base 101 to 643 and encodes 180 amino acids. The transcript is spliced from 5 exons. Gene Ontology annotation, biological process: ribosome assembly; ribosomal large subunit biogenesis.